This is a messenger RNA of Manis javanica (Malayan pangolin), 3861 nucleotides long. The record is from RefSeq and is a predicted model, not a curated record. Lineage: Eukaryota; Metazoa; Chordata; Mammalia; Pholidota; Manidae.
GCCGGGGAGGGGGCACCGCGGAGCUCCCGGGCCCGGGAAGCCGGGUGGGGUCGGGCUUGGGCCCGGGCUGCGGGGCCUCCUGACUCAGCUGCGCGCUGAGAUUUCGGGGUUUUCCUCCCGGGCGGGGAGCACGGAACUUCCUCAUUCCCGCCCGGACCCCCUCUCCCAGCUGGCCUGGCGAGGCUUGAGCCCCGGAGGCUCCGGACCCCCGGCGACCGCCCGAGGCCCCUUGCCGUCUUCUGCUCUGCCCCAGUUUGGGGCCAUCCAAGCUGGGCCGGGUGUUCCUCCGUGCCCUGGUUACGAGACGGGAGGCAGGGCUGCGGGAUUGUGGAUGAAGGAUCGACAGGGGAUAGAGGAUAACGAUGAUGGCAACCCCUGAAAGCCUUUUCCCGUCUGGGGGCGACCUGGACUCCAGCCAGUUACAGAUGGAGCCUGAUGAGGUGGACACUCUUAAGGAGGGAGAGGACCCAGCUGAUCGGAUGCACCCCUUUCUGGCCGUCUAUGACCUUCAGCCUCUGAAAAUGCACCCCUUGGUGUUUGCUCCUGGGGUUCCUGUCACAGCCCAGGUGGUGGGCACUGAGAGAUACACCAGUGGAUCCAAGGUGGGAACCUGCACUCUGUAUUCUGUCCGCUUGACUCAUGGCAACUUUACCUGGACAACCAAGAAGAAGUUCCGUCAUUUCCAGGAGCUGCAUCGGGACCUCCUGAGACACAAAGUCUUGAUGAGUCUGCUCCCUCUGGCUCGGUUUGCUAUUGCCUACCCUCCAGCCCAAGAGGCAGCUAAUAGAGAGAUGCCCUCUCUACCCCGAGCAGGUCCUGAGGGCUCCACCAGACAUACAUCCAGCAAACAGAAAUAUCUGGAGAAUUACCUCAACUGCCUCCUGACCAUGUCUUUCUACCGCAACUACCAUGCUAUGACAGAGUUCCUGGAAGUCAGUCAGCUCUCCUUUAUCCCAGACCUUGGCUCCAAAGGACUGGAGGGGGUGAUCCGGAAGCGCUCAGGUGGCCACCGAGUUCCUGGCCUUACCUGCUGUGGCCGAGACCAAGUGUGUUAUCGCUGGUCCAAGAGGUGGCUGGUGGUGAAGGACUCCUUCCUGCUGUACAUGUGCCUUGAGACCGGCGUCAUCUCAUUUGUUCAGCUCUUCGACCCUGGCUUUGAAAUACAGGUGGGGAAAAGGAGCACAGAGGCACAGUAUGGGGUCCGGAUCGACACUUCCCACAGAUCCCUGAUUCUCAAGUGCAGCAGCUACCGGCAGGCUCGGUGGUGGGGCCAGGAGAUCACUGAGCUGGCCCAGGGCCCGGGCAAAGACUUCAUACAGCUGCACCGGCAUGACAGCUAUGCUCCACCCCGGCCUGGGACGUUGGCCCGGUGGUUUGUGAAUGGGGCAGGUUACUUUGCUGCUGUGGCAGAUGCCAUCUUGAGAGCUCAAGAGGAGAUUUUCAUCACAGACUGGUGGUUGAGUCCUGAGAUUUACCUGAAGCGUCCAGCCCAUUCAGAUGACUGGAGACUGGACCUUAUGCUCAAGAAGAAGGCGGAGGAGGGUGUGCGUGUGUCUAUAUUGCUGUUCAAGGAAGUGGAGUUGGCCUUGGGCAUCAACAGUGGCUACAGCAAGAGGGCCCUGAUGCUGCUGCACCCCAACAUAAAGGUGAUGCGCCACCCAGACCAGGUGACGCUGUGGGCCCAUCAUGAGAAGCUCCUGGUGGUGGACCAAGUAGUGGCCUUCUUGGGGGGGCUGGACCUUGCCUAUGGACGCUGGGAUGACCUGCACUACCGACUGACUGACCUGGGGGACUCCCCCAAAUCACCUGCCCCACAGUCUUUCAGUGUUCCUAUCUUCUCUUUGGCCCUGGCUCUGUAUGGCCCUCACAACCUCUCCUUGCCCCUGGCUUGGGUGUGUUCCCCCUACAGCCCCCCGCCCCAUGCUCAGACUCUCCAGACACCCCAGACCUCUCUCACAACCAACUCUUCUGGCUGGGCAAGGACUACAGCAAUCUUAUCACUAAGGACUGGGUGCAAUUGGACAGGCCAUUUGAGGUGUCCCCAGGAGACUAUCCCUGACCUCUCCCCAGAUUUCAUCGACAGGGAGACCACACCCCGGAUGCCAUGGCGGGACAUUGGGGUGGUCGUCCAUGGCCUACCUGCCCGAGAUCUUGCCCGGCACUUCAUCCAACGCUGGAACUUCACCAAGACUACCAAGGCUAAAUACAAAACCCCCACGUACCCCUUCCUGCUGCCCAAGUCCAUCAGUACUGCAAACCAGCUGCCCUUCGUGCUCCCAGGGGGGCAGUGCGCCACUGUGCAGGUCUUGCGGUCAGUGGACCGCUGGUCAGCAGGGACCUUGGAGAACUCCAUCCUCAAUGCCUACCUGCACACCAUCAGGGAGAGCCAGCACUUCCUCUACAUUGAGAAUCAGUUCUUCAUUAGCUGCUCAGAUGGGCGUACAGUUCUGAACAAAGUGGGUGAUGAGAUUGUGGACAGAAUCCUGAAGGCCCACAAACAGGGGCAGUGCUUCCGAGUCUAUGUGCUUUUGCCCCUGCUCCCAGGUUUUGAGGGCGACAUCUCCACAGGUGGCGGUAAUGCCAUCCAGGCCAUUCUGCACUUCACUUACAGGACCCUGUGCCGUGGGGAAUAUUCAAUCCUACAUCGCCUCAAAGCAGCCAUGGGGACAGCAUGGCAGGACUAUAUGUCCAUCUGUGGGCUUCGCACGCACGGAGAGCUGGCCGGGCAUCCAGUCUCAGAGCUCAUCUAUAUUCACAGCAAGAUGCUCAUUGCAGAUGACCGGACAGUCAUCAUUGGCUCCGCGAACAUCAAUGACCGGAGCUUGCUGGGGAAGCGGGACAGUGAGCUGGCUGUGCUGAUCGAGGACACAGAGAUGGAGCCAUCCCUCAUGGACGGUGGGGCCUAUCAGGCGGGCAGGUUUGCCUUGAGUUUGCGGAAGCAUUGCUUCAGUGUGAUUCUUGGGGCAAGUGCCCGGCCAGACCUGGAUCUCCGAGACCCUGUCUGUGAUGACUUCUUCCAGUUGUGGCAAGACACAGCUGAGAGCAAUGCCAAUAUCUAUGAGCAGAUCUUCCGCUGUCUUCCAUCCAAUGCCACACGCUCCCUGCGGGCACUCCGGGAAUACGUGGCUGUGGAACCCCUUGCCAUGGUCAGUCCUCCUCUGGCCCAGUCUGAGCUCACCCAGAUCCAGGGCCACCUGGUCCACUUCCCCCUCAAGUUCCUGGAGGAUGAGUCGUUGCUGCCCCCCCUGGGUAGCAAGGAGGGUGUGAUGCCCCUAGAAGUGUGGACGUAGCUGCGGCUCCAGCCUGCUAGAGGUCACCAGCCACUGGGCUCCACUGAGCCUGCCUCCCUGCUCCCUAGCCCCGAGGACUGAGGGCAGUGCCCUUUGAGACAUGGGGAUGGCAGGCAGCCUUGAAGGGGACGAGAGAAGUCACAGAGGACCCUUUCUUGAGAAGCAGCCAACAAGAACACUCCCAACUCUGGGCCGGGGAGGCAGGAGAGAGUCCCAGGAAGCUCAUCCUCCAUGGUGCCCAGUUCAAACCUCUGUUACAGAGAAGCGACACUCUUGCCAGGAUGCCUGGGGCCAUUUGUACUCCUAGAGGAGCAGGCUCUGACCUGCGCCUUCCAUCUCUCCAUCCUUCCUGCUGUCCUGGAACCCCUUCCUGCCCCAGGGCCUCUCCCCACCCAUUACUGCCAAGGUGGAGGGAAGGAUGAAGCCACUCCUGGCUUCAGCCCCCUGCACCUCCCCGCCGUCGGGAGGUAUGGGGUGGGGGUAGCACACUAACUCCCUCCACCAACCUACCAACAGACACUAAUUUUGUAUCAGUUCAGUAAGCAUUUCAUAAAUAAAAGCAUAGAAAAGG